AUGUACGCUGAUCCAAAGGAUGCGUACGCUGACUACUACUACUACUACUACUACUACUACUACUACUACUACUACUACUACUACUACUACUACUACUACUACUACUACUACUACUACUACUACUACUACUACUACUACUACUACUACUACUACUACUACUACUACUACUACUACUACUACUACUACUACUACUACUACUACUACUACUACUACUACUACUACUACUACUACUACUACUACUACUACUACUACUACUACGACGACGACGACGACGACGACGACGACGACGACGCCGAGUACAGGCACAUCAAGGCUGCUCGGGAGGUCAAGUCGCUGCCUCAGGGGAACAAGGCUGCCUUCGAGGCCUUGAAGGCUAAAGUGGCCGUCACCGCCGCUGCUCCCACGCCCUGUGUACGCACCGCUGUCGCUCCUCGUCGCACCCCUGCUGUUGCUGGCAGCGCAUGGGGCAACUUCGCGGCGGCCAUCCAGCAGGACGAUGCUGCUGGUGCAGCGAAGAAGCAGGCUGAAACGUAUAAGAACAAGUAG
This is a messenger RNA of Parastagonospora nodorum SN15, 546 nucleotides long. RefSeq lists its product as hypothetical. The transcript is spliced from 2 exons. Lineage: Eukaryota; Fungi; Ascomycota; Dothideomycetes; Pleosporales; Phaeosphaeriaceae. Bases 1 to 546 code for a protein of 181 amino acids. The record is from RefSeq and is a predicted model, not a curated record.